Erythranthe guttata (spotted monkey flower) is the source of this 3400-nucleotide messenger RNA. RefSeq names its product calmodulin-binding transcription activator 2. Gene Ontology annotation, biological process: regulation of transcription by RNA polymerase II. The record is from RefSeq and is a predicted model, not a curated record. Gene Ontology annotation, molecular function: transcription coregulator activity; protein binding; double-stranded DNA binding. Gene Ontology annotation, cellular component: nucleus. Lineage: Eukaryota; Viridiplantae; Streptophyta; Magnoliopsida; Lamiales; Phrymaceae.
AUUUCUUAUAGGCUAAGCGUUGGCGUCAUCCCAUUUGCGGUGGCAAACUACAUGACGACUGACCUUCCCCAAUCUCCAGAGUAGUGCGCAAAGUGUGCUUGAUCCAGUCGUCCAUGGCCGAAAGCGGAUCGUCCAGUCUAGGGUUUCGAUUAGAUAUUAAGCAGAUCUUAUCAGAAGCCCAACAUCGCUGGCUGAGGCCUGCUGAAAUUGUUGAAAUUCUAAGAAACUAUCAAAAGUUUCAUAUCUCCCCAGCGGCUCCAAAUAAGCCAGUCAGUGGUUCUGUUUUUCUAUUUGAUCGGAAGGUACUGCGGUACUUCCGGAAGGACGGGCAUAAUUGGAGAAAGAAAAAGGAUGGGAAGACUGUCAAGGAAGCCCACGAGAAACUGAAGGUUGGAAGUAUUGAUAUGUUGCACUGCUAUUAUGCUCAUGGAGAGGAUAAUGAAAAUUUUCAGAGGCGAAGCUACUGGUUGCUUGAGCAGGAUCUCAUGCACAUAGUGUUUGCCCACUAUUUGGAAGUCAAGGGUAAUAAGACAAACAUAAGCUCUUCAAGAAACAGUGAUACAGUCGUAUCAAAUUCUGAAAAUAACAGCGUACUACUGUCUUCCAGUUUCCAUGGAACAAGUCCCAGCAGUACAUUGUCAUCAGCAUGUGAAGAUGCUGAAUCAGAGGAUAAUCAUCAAGCAAGUUCUAGAUUUCACUCAUUUCCAGAGUCACCAUUAACAGAUGGAAGCCAUUAUGCCCAAUCAAACUCAUAUAAUCCAACUUCUAGUCCAGGUCAAACCGCAUUCAAACAGGAAUCUGGCUGUUAUCUGCCUGUCCAGGCAAACUGGCAGGAUUCUUUUGAAGACUUCUCGUUGAAACUGCACAUUCCGACCAUGAACCAAAAUCUGAUCUUGAAUUUACCUCCUGAUCAGGGCAAUACUUCAUUUGAGGAGAAAUCCCUUCAUGUGAAUCAAGAGAAUUUUGUGCGGCCAUUUUACACACUUCCCGGUGAGCAGAAAGAGCAGUCGGAGCAAAAGAAUCUUCAAAUGCUGCUGUCGGAAGCAGAAACGGGGCAUGCAAUGAACCAAAACAUGGAGAACUUAAGUUCGAUGGGAAAUGAAAACUACUCAUUAUUCCUGAAAAAGCCUUCAAUAAGUGGAUUGCAAAAAGAGGAAAACUUGAAGAAAGCUGACAGCUUCUCCCGUUGGAUUGCUAAAGAACUCGAAGACUAUGAUGAACUGAACUUGCAGUCAAAUAAUGGAAUUUCUUGGAGUGGGUAUGGUAUGCCUGCUCAGUUGCAAGUGGAUUUGGACACACUAAAUCCAUCAAUUUCCCAGGACCAACUUUUUAGCAUUAUGGAUUUUUCACCAAAUUGGGCUUACACGAACAUGAAGACCAAGGUCCUUAUCACUGGAAUAUUUCUCAAGAGUGAACAAGAGCUAUCAAAAUGCAGAUGGUCAAUUAUGUUUGGACAAGUAGAGGUUGCAGCAGAGGUUUUAGCAGAUGGGAUUCUUUGUUGCCAUGCUCCACUACAGAAGCCUGGACUUGUCCCUUUCUACGUAACUUGUUCAAACAGGUUGGCUUGUAGUGAAAUAAGAGAAUUUGAAUACAGAUUUGAACAAGACCAAAGUAUGGGUGGCAUCGAUGAACGUGGAAGUACAAAUGUGAUGCAUCUUUAUCAGCGAUUCGAGACAAAGUUGUCCCUUGAAACCAGUGGCAGCGAUUUAAAUUCUAGUGGAAAUGACUUUGGGAAACAAAAUAUAAUCAAUAAAAUCUUUUCUUUCAUGGAGGAAGAGAACAACCAGGAGAUAAAGCUGACUCCAGAAAAAGACACAACAGAGCUGAUGGUAAUUGGGGAACUUCUCCUUCAAAAGCAGCUAAAAGAGAAGUUUUACACUUGGCUUUUCCACAAAUUAAGUUAUGAUAGCGAGAGUAUAGCAGAUGUCAAAGGGGGUCAAGGCGUGUUGCACUUGGCAGCUGCUCUUGGCUUUAAUUGGGUCCUCCAGCCAAUCAUUGUUUCAGGAAUAAGUAUAGACUUUCGCGAUGUGAAUGGAUGGACAGCACUUCAUUGGGCUGCACAUUAUGGCAGGGAGGACACGGUUGCUGCCCUUGUUUCUUUGGGUGCGUCUCCUGGAGCUCUCACAGACCCGUCUGCUGAGUAUCCUUUAGGCAGAACUCCUGCAGACCUGGCUUCUUCCAGUGGGCACAAGGGCAUAUCUGGUUUCCUCGCCGAGACUACCCUGACCACACACCUCUCAACUCUUGGAGUCGAUGAUCCACUUGUUCAUGGCGGGUCAGGAUUUUCAGGUUCUAGAGCAGUACAGACAGUUUCGGAACGUUUAGCAGUUCCAACAACUGGAGAGGAUGUGCCAGAUACACUCUCGCUCAAGGAUUCGCUUGCCGCUAUCUGUAAUGCUACUCAAGCUGCAGCUCGCAUUCAUCAAAUUUUCCGCACUCAGUCGUUUCAUAGGAAGCAGUUGCUCGAACAUGGUGGCGAUGAAUCGGUGACCCCAAACGAGAAUGCUAUUUCUCUUGUAGCUGGUAAAAACUCCAGAUUAGGCCGUGCCAGCGGUGGGGCAAAUGCUGCUGCAGUGCGCAUACAGAAAAAGUUUCGUGGCUGGAAAAAGCGGAAAGAGUUUCUCUUAAUCCGACAAAAAGUUGUUAAAAUUCAGGCUCAUUUUAGAGGGCAUCAGGUAAGGAAAAAAUACAAGACGAUUAUCUGGUCAGUGGGAAUAAUGGAGAAGGUGAUUCUGCGCUGGAGGCGUAAAAGGAGUGGAUUGCGUGGGUUUCGAUCUGAUGCCGUUGCGAAAGUGGAAAGUGGACAGGGCACAUUGCCACAGGAAGACGAUUACGACUUUCUCAAGGAAGGGAGAAAGCAAACCGAAGAAAGGAUGCAAAAAGCACUUGCCAGGGUGAAGUCGAUGGCUCAAUACCCUGAAGCAAGAGCUCAAUACCGUAGGCUGUUAACUGCUGCCGAAGGGUUCCGUGAAACUAAGGAUGCUUCAGAUGCCGAGAUCCAAGAAACCAGUGACGAUAUGUUUUACCCGCAGGAUGAUCUCAUCGACAUUGAAUCUCUGCUGGAUGAUGAUACUUUCAUGUCUCUGGCAUUCCAAUGAGCUGCAUCAAUCUGACUUACCUUGUUGUGUUGUAGCUGUAUCAAUCUUUAUUGUUGUCAAGUGUAGAAUCUGACAAACUAAUGUAAUAAUAAUUUUAUCAUUAAUGUAAAUAUUGUAUGGUACAAAAGUUAAAAUUGUACCUUGUAAAAUGUCUAUAGUAAUACUUACAUAUUUAUUUUUAACGAGGUUGUCUCCUCAUCAGUUGUAUCUUCGUUCGUUUCUUACAAGGGUGGAAAUCUGACAGAUCGAAUCGAAAAGUAUACUUAUAGGAUUUAUUUAUUUAUUUUAAUUUUUUUUUUAUU